Messenger RNA from Pseudophryne corroboree (corroboree frog), 3328 nucleotides. RefSeq names its product REL proto-oncogene, NF-kB subunit (gene REL). Lineage: Eukaryota; Metazoa; Chordata; Amphibia; Anura; Myobatrachidae. Gene Ontology annotation, cellular component: cytoplasm. The record is from RefSeq and is a predicted model, not a curated record. Gene Ontology annotation, biological process: innate immune response; canonical NF-kappaB signal transduction; response to cytokine. Gene Ontology annotation, molecular function: RNA polymerase II cis-regulatory region sequence-specific DNA binding; DNA-binding transcription factor activity, RNA polymerase II-specific. The coding region runs from base 355 to 2082 and encodes 575 amino acids. The transcript is spliced from 11 exons.
AGGGACUUUCCACUCCACUCACUGUCAUCAUCACCACGCACACACAGUCCCGGGCCGGUGACUGCCUCGCACGCUCCUCCCAGCAGCAGCAGCAGCUUUCCUAAUAGGCAGCGCCGCGACAUCUGUGCACAGUGUAGCCUGUCCCGCCGUCCGCACUGGCCGGAGUCACAUAUAUAUAAUAUACACAGUAGUGACUGCCACUCUGUGGGCAUGAAGACCGGGUAACCUUGGACCUUUCCCGUUAGCUGUGCCUAGUGAACCACCGGGACUCACUAUACAGAGCCACUACAGAACAGAAACACCGACAGACCCAACUACUGCCAUAGAGCCAGAACCUGUACACAUUGUCACACCAUGGCAGGUCAUCAUAUGAUGAUGCAGAGCACGCUUCUGGAUGGACACAAGCCUUACAUAGAAAUAUUUGAACAGCCGCGGCAGAGAGGGAUGAGAUUUAGAUACAAGUGUGAAGGGAGAUCAGCUGGCAGUAUCCUUGGUGAACGCAGCACAGAGAACAACCGGACAUACCCAUCCAUCCAGCUGCAGAAUGUGAAUUACAAUUGUAAAGGCAAAGUGAGAGUGAGUUUAGUGACAAAAAAUGAGCCGUACAGGCCACAUCCGCACGAUCUGGUUGGCAAGGACUGCAGAGACGGCUAUUAUGAAACGGAAUUUGGUGCUGAUCGCAGAGUUCUGUGUUUCCAGAACUUGGGCAUUCAGUGUGUCCGGAGAAAAGAAGUGAAAGAUGCCAUCCAUUCCCGAAUGAUUCGUGAACUCAAUCCCUUCAAAGUAUCAAAUGACCAGCUGCUGACUAUUGAGGACUAUGACCUGAACGUUGUACGGUUAUGCUUCCAAGUUUUCCUUUCUGAUGCAGAUGGAAACUAUACUAUAGCCUUGGCACCGGUUGUUUCCAACCCAAUAUAUGACAACCGUGCUCCCAAUACGGCAGAACUGCGGAUAUGUCGGGUGAAUAAGAACUGUGGGAGUGCAGCUGGCGGCGAUGAAAUAUUCCUGCUGUGUGACAAAGUACAAAAAGAUGACAUACAGGUACGUUUUUUUACCGACAAAUGGGAGGACAAAGGACAGUUUGGGCAAGCUGAUGUGCACCGCCAAGUCGCUAUCGUGUUUAAGACUCCGGCGUUUCCAUUUCAUAUCACCGAAGUCACAACAGUGAAAAUGCAGCUUAAGCGGCCAUCUGACCAAGAAGUCAGCGAGCCUAUGGAUUUCAGAUACAUUCCGUGUGAAAAAGACCAUUAUGCAAAGAAAAUGAAAAAAAAUGAAGAGGUGCUAUAUAAUUUUUGGGGUAAUCUACAAGGCCAGCAAAAAGGAAACAAGCCUUUCGUAACACUACCAUCAUUGCCUGCUAAAGAACGACCAAUAAAAAUAGAGAAAAUUAUCAACCAGACAUGUACAGGUAUGCAGCCGUCAACUGAAGUACAAUCCGUGGUAGGGUCCACAGCUCCAAUAUUUUCUUUCACCAUGCCAACAUUACCAGAAACUAGGAAUCAUUCCAUGCCGACAAGUAAUCAGAACUUUCUCAAUAACAUGUGGCCAAGUACAAGCACGAUUCCUAACCCACCUAAUCACCAGAACUUUAGUUUUGUAAACACGUUAUCAACAGCAAACACUGCUCCACAGAAGGCUUACCAGAUAAGAAAAACUCCGGAGACUUCUACAACCCGUAUGGAGUUUACUCCAGUAUUUCAGGCAACUACAGAUUCCUCUUUGCAAAAGAACAAUUACAGUGCCCCUGAGAAAAGCUUACUCAAUACCAUGUGUAUGCCAAGUGGCUUGCAGCCCAAUUACCCAUCCAUUUCUAUUGAAAAUAGCAAGUAUGGGUCACCCUACAGUGACACAUUUGUAAGAGAUUCCGGUCACAUGAUGCCAAGUAUAAUGAAUGAACCAUUGUGGCCCAGUAUUCCACAAGCUGGUAUUUUUGAUUCACCAUUUAGUACAGUACCGCAUAACAGCGUGGUAAAUCAGUCCGGGGCGGAUCUCAUGGAAACGACACAAACUGAAUUUUGUAGUGUUGAUUCUGACCUCGAACGCUUCAUCAAUGAUUUAUCAAAGGGGAUGUCAAACCCGUAGCACAAUGUAGAAUAGGGGUUCUUUUCAAAGCCUAAUUGGACCGCCAGCCUGCUGAAAAUAAUGGUUAUUUAUCAUUCGUCUGAACUUCCUGGAUAGCAUGGUCCAAUUGACCAGAUAAUGGCCCUGCUUCACUGUGGACUGGUUUUAGAAUCAAAGGCAUUUGGAUAACAUCUUGUUCUGUACGCUGUCCAAUAAAUAUAGGUGAGCAGUCUUGGAGGUGCCAUUUCCCAAUGGUUUUCAUAAUAAUGUGGGUGUAUGUUUUAAUCUCUUCAGUAUUGUCAUCAUCUUAUCUGUAUGAUGAUAUUAUUUUCUUCUGUGGACCGAGUCAUCACUUCAGUGGACACUUUCAGACAAAAUAAGAAGUAACCAGGAAAUAAUGGAUGAUAAAAUUAUAACCAAUGAAUGCCUGAAAGGCAGAGCAGGGCUGCCAAGCUGCCUUUACCCAUGAUGACCCUGUAGUCCCCAGCUUCCACAGAAACUUGUGCAAUAUUUGCUGCAUAGGCUCUAUUGUAUGAGCCCCUAACGGGUACCUACAGUAUAAAACAAGGUUCUCCCUUGGACACCAUUAACGGAUAGAAUGGAUAUGUAGAUUACAUUUUUCUACAGUCAUGUUGCAUGGGUUAUUAUUAGAAUUAGGAAUGAUGUGUACAUUAAACAAAUAUGAUUUUAAUAUGUAUGGAAGUUUUCUCCAGAACAAGGUGGCUUUCACUAAAUAUCAACAAUAGAUGUCGUAACUUCUCAAAACAACUUCCAAGGACUAUUCUGGUGGCCACGUGUAGUCCUUGACGUGAACAUAUACAGCCCUCAUGGCCAGUCAUUUCAUCCAUUUGGCCCCCAGUCCUAUAAAUGCUGAUGUCACUGAGGUUUGUAGAAGAUCUUUUCACCAGCUGGUCUACCUAGGGUGUGUGAACACUUCCUACUGGUGCCUUGUAAUACCAACUUGAAUAAAUCUGUUUUGAAGUUGAGGGACAUCAUUAAAAAAAAUGAAGCCAUGGAUGUUACAGUUCUGUGGAACAUGAAAUGGAAAAAAGUCCAAUAAUAGACCUUAGAUUUAUAAAGAGUAUGUCCAGAUAUUUACUGCGGUCCUCAGUAUUGUUGAUUUUAAUCGCUGUACAAUUUUAUUGUAUUUUUUUUUGUACUUUUCUCACCUUUUCUAUUUUUAAAUGUGCUAUAUACUGUUUAUGUAUAUAUAUGUGUGUGUGUGUGUGUGUGUGUGUGUGUGUGUAUAUGUAUGUAUAUAUAGAAG